CUUGUUAAGUUCAAAAUGAAGUCACACCAAAAACCGAUUCAGGGAACUUCCAAAUGCGGCCUUGGGUAUUCCAUGAGCAAUAUUAUUUUCUUCUCACUGCAAUUCCUGCCUAUUUGCAGAGAUGUCAUCAUCGGUGCUAGUAGCAAUGACGGAACUCUUCUGGUUGAUGGCCUUGGUGAUGGAGUAUUCUUAGAAGCCCUUGGGCAAGAUUUCAAUUUUCUAAGAAACACAUCCUUCAAUUUACUCCAAGGCUGCAGAAUGAGAAACACAAAAACGGAGUAUAUCUCGUGCCCAUCCUGUGGACGGACUCUGUUCGACCUCCAAGAGAUAAGUGCCGAGAUAAGAGAGAAGACGGCUCACUUGCCUGUUGUUUCAAUUGCAAUCAUGGGUUGCAUUGUAAAUGGGCCAGGAGAGAUGGCAGAUGCAGAUUUUGGGUAUGAGAAAAAGGCGAAAAUUUUACAGGCGCUUGAGUCGUUUUUCAAGUUACCUGCAUCCAAACAGGCCCUUACCCAAUUCGAUGCAGACAGAGACGGCACUACAGCAGCUGGUGGGCUCGGAUCAUUCGUUCGUUCGGGCGGGACAGUGACGGACGGCGGGACAGUACGGGCGUCGGGCACUGAAGAAGAAGAGGAGACUGGAGAGGGUGAAGAUCGGGUAAGGUAA
Messenger RNA from Magnolia sinica, 663 nucleotides. RefSeq lists its product as uncharacterized. Bases 16 to 663 code for a protein of 215 amino acids. The record is from RefSeq and is a predicted model, not a curated record. Lineage: Eukaryota; Viridiplantae; Streptophyta; Magnoliopsida; Magnoliales; Magnoliaceae. The transcript has 5 exons. Gene Ontology annotation, cellular component: chloroplast. Gene Ontology annotation, biological process: terpenoid biosynthetic process; isopentenyl diphosphate biosynthetic process, methylerythritol phosphate pathway. Gene Ontology annotation, molecular function: 4-hydroxy-3-methylbut-2-en-1-yl diphosphate synthase activity (ferredoxin).